AUGGGUACCCAAGGAGCUGGUACGAUCCAGAACUUCAACUUCACUCUUACGACUAGUCUUGGAUACGUCUCCGUCGCGAGCAAGGGAUGUAGCGACUGUAGUGACACUCCUCUCUACGACAUCUCGCUCUCCCCGGAAGCCAAGAGUCUGAGCGGACAGCCCGCCAUGUCGCUCGGCGCAGGGAACUUCAGCGGCUCGCUCAUGAAGGAGAACUGCACGCUCCCGACGACCUCGGGCGCCCCCUGGUCGUACACGAACCAGACCGUCGUCCUCAUGAACAACACCUCCCCGGGCAGCCCGUUCCAGGACGGCAUCUCGGGCCUCCUCGGCCUCGGCACGCUCAAGCAGCCGACGACCGCCGCCGGGUUCAGCGCGAGCUUCGACGACGGCCUCUACGGGCAGUACUACAUCCGCAAUCCCGAGGCGGCGAACUUCACGUUCGGCAUGAUGCUCAACCCGUCCCCGGUCAUCCCCGGGAACUCGACGGACAAGCUCUCGAUCGCACCUGGGGCGCCGUCGCUCGCGGACCAGGACGCGGGCACGAUCCACUGGCAGCAGCCGGACCCGUCCGCGUACAAGGCGAGCCAGGUGUCGUGGACGACCGCACAGGGCGGCGUCACGAGCGGGUACAUCGCGGGCAACCAGCAGCCGGACUUGACCGUGCAGCUCGACGGGUGGUCGGCGAAGAUCGGGAGCAAUGGGCUCUCGAGCGCGAGCUUCAUGGCGAACAUCGACCCGUAUUACUCGGGCAUCUACCUCCCUGGCUCUGAGGCGCGUCUAAUAUAUGACGCGAUCUCAGGCUCGCAGCUGGUGCAGAAGUCAACGAUUCCGGGCCAGACCGUCUCGUGGGAGGUGCCCUGUAACACCGCCAUCCAGUUCACGGUCUCCAUCGGUUCGCAACAGUUCAGCGUCGACCAGUCCCUGCUCGUGCAGAAGCAGAGCGACGGCACGUGUAUCAGCAUCAUCGAGGGCUUUGCGGACGACUCGGUGACGCAGUACAUCUUUGGGCAGACCUGGAUCUCUCAGCUCUACGUCAUCUUCAACAUCCCGAAAGACGGCUCCGCGUCGAUCGCGUUCGCCCCGCGCGCGGCCUCCUCCAAGUCACGCGACAUCGGCGCGAUCGUCGGCGGCACCGUCGGCGGCGUCGCGGGCGUCGUUGCGCUCGGCCUCCUCGCGUUCUAUAUCAUCCGCCGCAGGCAGGACAACACCUUCUUCCGCCGCGCGGCGGAGCUCGAGGAGGAGCACAAGGUCGCGAGCACCGUCGAGCCGUACACCUUUGGGGGCGACAGUGGCGCCUCCGCGCUCGGGCACCACCCGUCGCUGUCCGCGUCCGCGUACGGGAGCCCGCCGGUGUCCCCGCACGCGGGGGUGCCGCUGCUGGACCGCGAUGCGGGCCCGCUGCCGCAGCUCCCGCCGUCGUACGAGGAGGCGAGCGAGGCGGGGGGCUCGUCGUCGGUGGUGAGCCCGGGGCCGCGGGCGGGCGGGUUCCCGAGCGAGAAGGGGGUGUAUAGGCGCGAUACGGUCAUGACGACGGCGACGACGACGAGCGGGUUCGGCAGCGCGCCGACUACGCCUAAUCAACAGCCGACGUUUGGGGACUCGAAGAGCGCGGUGUGA
Molecule: messenger RNA, 1617 nt
Organism: Dichomitus squalens LYAD-421 SS1
Lineage: Eukaryota; Fungi; Basidiomycota; Agaricomycetes; Polyporales; Polyporaceae
Product: acid protease
Exons: 5
Coding region: 1-1617 (538 amino acids)
Biological process (GO): proteolysis
Molecular function (GO): aspartic-type endopeptidase activity
Source: RefSeq, a predicted model, not a curated record